This is a messenger RNA of Canariomyces notabilis, 522 nucleotides long. RefSeq lists its product as uncharacterized. Gene Ontology annotation, molecular function: protein serine/threonine kinase activity. Lineage: Eukaryota; Fungi; Ascomycota; Sordariomycetes; Sordariales; Chaetomiaceae. The coding region runs from base 1 to 522 and encodes 173 amino acids. The record is from RefSeq and is a predicted model, not a curated record. The transcript has a single exon. Gene Ontology annotation, biological process: protein phosphorylation; positive regulation of Ras protein signal transduction.
AUGUUGUAUGCCCGUCCCGAGGCGAGGUACGCCAAGCUCAGCUUGGAAUCGGUCGCCCGUGCCGCGACGGGAUCGGUCGCGGCCGUGGGUGGGGAGGGGGUUCUUCAUUCCGCCGGGGGGACCGGGGUGCGGGGGGGUACUGCGGCGGGCUCGUCACCCUCCGCAGUAGUGUCGGGUGAGUUUAGCAUUGCGGUGCCCGGGAGCGGCGCGUUCCUCAAGUUGGUCUCGGCGUCGCUAGAGCACAUCGCGGACCUGCUGCGCAAGACUCCGUACCGUGAGAUGCCCGAGUCGGGUCUCCGGGAGAAGUGGGAUGGUGGUGUUGUGGACGGGACUAGUGGCAGCGAGGCGGCGCUGGCGAAGCGGGCGCGAGGUGAGUUCGCGGGCGUCAUGCCGGGGCGGACAAGGAAAUGGAAAGAGUUCCACGGGCUCGCAUUCGAUUGGGUACUGCUGGAAGCUGUGGGGGCCGGUCUAGUCGAGAUCUUUGAGACGGGGAGUGUGGGACGUGGCGUACGGUUGGUUUGA